CCAUCCGACAUCGACAAGCACAUCAAAUACUACGUCCAGAAAACAACAGGAACGCCAUCACGGAAGGCGCUGCUCGCAGUAUUCCUUUACCAAUAUCGCGAGGAGCUACUCUCACUUUUCCUAAAGUGGUUAAGGUCUGAUGUCCCCGAUAUCCCGUCUGACGACUCGAUGCCGUUUACGAGGGCAGCUCUACAUCGAUAUGGAAUUCCAUUUUUGUAUCACCAUGGAAUCCUGGGAGAGCAGGCCAUAUUCAAACCAGUGACGAUUCAGAGGCUCCUUCACCAGAAGUUCAGCAACGAGGAUCGCUUACCCUUCAUUGGAGGGCAGGAGCCGAUCAAGACAGGCUCUUCAGGCGACGUCGUCAAGACCGAAAUCGCGCAGCACCAUUGGGAGAUCGACGUCGAUGGUGAAAUCAUUCCUGGAAACCCAAAUAACACAACCAUUGUAGCUCUCAAAACCUUCAAGAAGGACGCCAAUCGAAGUAUGGACGAGGCGACCCGAGACUUCAAUAUCGAGCUCAACAUUUUGAAGGAACUGCGAAGCUGCAAAACUAAGCAUGAUAUGAUCAUGCUGGAUUGGGGAAGCAUUACCAUAGUAGACCACCAAGGAGCAGCUAUAAGUCACUCGCUGAUUUUUGAGCUUGCAACGUUCAGUCUCGAAGACCUCCUCAAGGACGAAGACCGUGCCAAGAAAUACUUAAGAAAAGGUCUAUUGCUUGCUAGUCUUGUUGAUAUUGUGGAGGCGUUGGCAUGCUUGCAUGAUAAGGUUCAGACUUUCCAUUUCGAUAUCAAGCCCGACAACAUUUUGAUCUUCGAAAGAGACUUAAGUCGCUCUACAUCAGGGAACCAGAGUCAUCAUGAGCUAAUCUGGAAGCUCAGUGACUUUGGUCUAGCACGAAAGAAAGCUGCAAGGCAAAGAGUUAGUAUUGCGAGUGGUUCAGCGGCCACCUCUGUAUCUUCGACUUUACCAGCAACAAGACCACCGGGCCUGUACCAGGCCCCCGAGAUCCAGCAGCAGAACAUCAGCCAGGCAGGCCAAGGUAGUGACGUUUGGUCUAUAGGUAUUGUGGCACUCAUGGUCCUCGCGUUCAUGAGCAAUGGUCCGACAGAGGUCUCAAUGUUGGAGACGUGGUUGAAGGUCAGUUUCAAUGGUGCUGGAAGGGAGCCUUUAACCUAUGUGAGGAGCGACCAACGUUCUUGG
This is a messenger RNA of Dothidotthia symphoricarpi CBS 119687, 1200 nucleotides long. Its product is annotated as kinase-like protein. The record is from RefSeq and is a predicted model, not a curated record. Gene Ontology annotation, molecular function: protein serine/threonine kinase activity; ATP binding. Gene Ontology annotation, biological process: peptidyl-threonine phosphorylation; peptidyl-serine phosphorylation. Lineage: Eukaryota; Fungi; Ascomycota; Dothideomycetes; Pleosporales; Dothidotthiaceae. The transcript has a single exon. The annotation marks the transcript as partial.